Messenger RNA from Orbicella faveolata, 3681 nucleotides. RefSeq lists its product as uncharacterized. Gene Ontology annotation, biological process: mitochondrion distribution; vesicle transport along microtubule; protein targeting. Gene Ontology annotation, molecular function: myosin binding. Gene Ontology annotation, cellular component: mitochondrion; cytoplasmic vesicle. NCBI's taxonomy places the organism in Eukaryota, Metazoa, Cnidaria, Anthozoa, Scleractinia, Merulinidae. The record is from RefSeq and is a predicted model, not a curated record.
GUGAUGUAUUUUACACAGCGCGUGAACCCAAUACAUGGCCAAUCUCGGUGGCAGUUUGUUGCAUUCCUUCGUUUUUUAGCCGGUUUUGUUUAUCUGUUUGUUAAUUCAAUCACAGCAAGGUAGUAUUGAAAGACAAGUCCUUGUUCUGAACGUUGAUUAGGCGAAGGAAACCCUGUUUCCAGUGAUAGUUACUCACAGGAGUCAUUUGCCGGUACGUACAUUUGAUGAAAGCGACGCUCUCUUGCUGAUAUAUUCGUCUUGAGCGACGGUUCUAGCCUGUUUCGAGGUCUUCUUUUACACUGAAGAACGGCAAAACUGGCGGGCUUGGAAAUUCUGAAACAAUCUUCGUUUAUACAACAUGGCGAAACUACUACUUCAAUGGAGGAAUGUGAAACGAAAGAGCCCCAGCAAUAUACUGUCGUCAACAGCAAUACAAACGACGAGGACUCGUUUACCUUAGAACACACAGACGAUAUUUGUUUUCAAGAAGAAACUCUAUCUAAUUCUGAUAAUCUGGAGGUGGAAAGUGGAGUAGAAAGUGCUACGGGAGAUGUAACCGAAGCAGAAUUGCUUGAAUUGGGUUUCACUUCGGACUACUUCGACUACGCUGGUGAAAAUUUGUCUUUUUUGCAACUGGGUGAUCUAGAUUUAACGACAGAACAAGCGCAGGAAACCUUGAAAUAUUUCACAUUAGCAUCAGACCGAACGAACCAGAUGACCAAGACACACAAUGAUCUUGAUGCCAUUUUGCAACUCUUGCAAGAGAAAGAGAAAGAUCUUGAGCUUGCAGCACGAAUUGGGCAGUCCUUACUGGAGAGGAACAAGCAGCUUUUGGCAAAAACACAAGCAUUUGAGAAUUUUGUUGCUGAAUGCGACGAAAAGGAGACACAACUCCAACAUGAAGUUUCAAUGAAGAAUGAACUUCUUCAGAAAUUUCUUAAAGAUCAGGAGUUUGAGGAGCUCUAUCAAUUGUCUCAUCGUUCAGACGAAGACAGUCGUAGCAGUGACAGCUCAUGUAGGGAUGAUUCCAUCUCCUCACUUCAACAGAAGUGCCAAGCGCUAGAGCAACAAAACACACAUCUCAUCUUAGAGGCAUUGCAGUUGAAGGAAGAAACAGCAACAGUGGAAAUGAAGGAACAACAACUGGUGCUAGAUUGUGUUAAACAACUAGUUGAAGCUAAAGAUCAGAUAUCCGGUUUGACUGAUGAGAUCUCCCGCAAAGCAGAGGACAACAUCAGACAGCAGGAGGAAAUCACUCAUCUAAUCUCAACUGUUGUGGAUCUGCAAAAACGUCACAAGCAGCUUUCAAUGGACAAUGAAGAUCUGCAAAGUUUACUGAACUCUUCUCAAACUAAUCAGAACCAACUUAAAACCAAGGUGGAUGAUUUACAAGAUAAAUACCAUGAGUGUUUGGAGAUGUUGAUGGAAAAUCAGAGGGAAGUCAAAAAGUUAAACACGAAGAUAGAGAGUGGGACUGGACCUAGCAAGAUGUCACCCUCUUCUCAGCUAUCUUAUUAUGAUUCCCGUGAUUCCAUUGCUCUGGAAAUUGAGGAAAGCGUUAAAAGAGAUCUGACUUCCCAGCAAGAAAAACGAGAACACACAGCUCGUGUCAUGGAAACUGUCCGUGCCAUCAACGCUGGCAAAACUUCGAGAAGACCUCGAAAAAUAGGGGUACAUAAUCACCAGAGCACAAGUUCUGCUAAGGAUGGACCAGGCUUCAAAUUCACACUAUCCGACACCGCAGCUGAAACCCGAGGGGGAGGUGAAGGAACGAGUGAAUCACAGGACGGGAACCCUGGGGCAGAUCGGCGAAUGUCUUACACACGGCGCUCGUUCAGAGCUCCAGAGAAGCUGCAAAUCGUUAAACCAAUCAAAGGGUCAGUCACACUGCACCAGUGGAAGAAACUAGCCAAUCCAACGCUGAACCUUGCAGAGCAACGCCCAGGGGUACACGUGAAGGGGAACGGCCAGGAGUUACCAGAUAAGGAGCCAAGGGAACACACAGAUACGAUCGACAUGGACCCAGACGAGUACGUGGAAGAUGAGCCAUUGCAAAUGAACCUUUCUCGUACCUCGGAAGGGACUUCAGGGGCUGCCAGCCAAACAGGGACAGAAGAUGAUGAGGAUGAAGACGAACCUAUUCAGAUGCGAAUUGGUCGCAGUCCAGAAAAAGUAGCCUCACCCACUGGGGCUAAGAAAACGGGGUCUGUGAAGAGAAGCCCCGCUGUGUCCCCUCCACGAAGUCUGGGCCUGAUCUCGCUUGUAAGCGGGCAAGGCUUUCAGAGAGGCUUCAAAGAACGUAGUGUUGACAGCGGUGGUAUCUUAACGCACCUUCUAAACAGCCCCUCUACUUCAUCACCUGGGACGUCUUCAGUGGGCCAGGUACUCGCUGACGUGUUGAAUAAGGCCAGCAAGGAAGCAUCAGAGAAGGAGCCUACUAGGGCCGAGUCCCUUCGCAACCUGGCAAAUUACUUUAGUGAGAAAGAACGUGGUAGUAGCACCGCGCCUCCUAAAGUCAAAACCCCUACCUCUCCCCCAGUGGUACCGCUUACCAGCACCGUACCCCCAGCCGGGGGUGGUUUGCUGCUUAGUAAGAUACUCGGCACGAGCGGUUUAUCAGCAGGGUUGACGAUUCCUUCGCCGACAACAACGACAGCUAAGACAAACACUCCUCCCACCACCACUAACAGUACGUCCACAGCACCCAGUAUUUUUACACGAAGUACUUUGGUCAGGAACUCCAGUGGCAGCAACUUGCUUAGCUUGGCCCAAGAAGCAACAGCAGAGGAUGCUUCAAGUAAGCGUCACAGUCUGGACUCAUCUCUGCUUAAGAACACAAACAAGCAAUUGGAGUCUGAAUCUUCUCAGGGACUGGAUUUUUCUCAGUUGAAAUUUCCAACACUUCGCCGGCGUGCGAGUAGCGGUGAUCUUCAAGAAAUGGGAAGUUCAAGCAGCUUAGAUCGGCUUAGCGGCGAUGGGUUAGGAGCUCGAUUAUACAGGAGCUCUAGUAUCGGAAAUAUGAAGGACCUUAGCAACGAGAACCUUUCAGGGCCAUCGGGGGACGUCUCUGAAGGGGGAUUUUUUGGUCGUCUUCGUCGCUCUCCAAGCAUAGGGAGCCUCACAAACCUUGUUCAACGAUCCAAUUUUUCUGCAGUUCUUCCAAAUUCACUUGAAGGAUCUAGACAACGUUCAACGAGCUUAGAGACAUUUCCAGUGUUCAAGGCGGGCCAAUCUCCUUCUCCAUCCAAGUUCGAAGAUGGUGGACAUUUCUUUGGAAAGAAUGCUCCCUCAUCCAGUGUGGAUGCGUUACGCGGGGCUUCCGGUGGGGUCGUCACUGCGGGGUCUCGGCUGAGUAGUUUGGCUGGGGUCCGCGGUUUUUGGUCCCAGGGAUUGAGUAAAAGCUUGGAGAGUCCUGCGCCGCCAGUUGUCCUACAGCCACAACAACCCAAGAGUGAAGAGCGGCUUGAAAAAAUCAACAAGGCCUUUGCUUUUGAGGAUUUUGGAGGGCUAGGACUGAUGUCGUUUUUUGGAGGCAAAUCUCGUGGUUCUAGAUCAGGCAGUCAGUGAGAGGAAGAGAUAGGAUUACAGACGAGCAAUCGCUAAAUUCGGCCUUGGAAGGGAGAAGAUGUCCCCACCCUUCACUCGGUCAAGUUCGUAUUGUUUGGUAGCGAAUUCCCCCCC